Messenger RNA from Actinia tenebrosa (Australian red waratah sea anemone), 2477 nucleotides. RefSeq lists its product as uncharacterized. Gene Ontology annotation, cellular component: membrane. Gene Ontology annotation, biological process: G protein-coupled receptor signaling pathway. Lineage: Eukaryota; Metazoa; Cnidaria; Anthozoa; Actiniaria; Actiniidae. The record is from RefSeq and is a predicted model, not a curated record. Gene Ontology annotation, molecular function: G protein-coupled receptor activity.
UCCUUUUUCCGUAGUACCAUAACUGCAAGAGCUUAUAAUAAAGGACGUUUAUCUUUGAGCUUAGCUUCGGCUGUACGCCAACAGUAACGUCGUUUCGCGAGGUAUUGUGAGGUUUUUGAUUGUUCUUUUCUAGUGACGUGGAUAACCUUUUGUGGUCAUUGACUACCACUGACAGGGAAGACAGGGAAGUCUGAUAUUUUCAAUUAUUGGAUUGAAAGACUCUGAGAAAAGCACCAAUGUUCUAUAGUUCCUUCGGAUUAUUUAGAUAACCGCUGUCAGCUUCACUAUAUACCGGAUCUAAAGAAAAUAGAUGCCUUGGAUCUGUUCGCGCUUGAAGCAAGUUUUUAAGUGGAUCUCGCGGCGGGAAAUCCAGCCCAUUCAGACUCUAAUCAACAUUUCAGAUAUAUUAGCAUAUAUAAAGACCGUAGGCCAGUCAGUUUGUCGGUCACUUGGAAGCAAGCCUCCAAAAACUCUCCAAGACCAUGAAUCUAACAAACCCAGUUAAUAGCUAUGAACCCAACGUCUCUGAAAAAACAUUUCACGUCUUUUAUCUGGUGAUUAUAACAUUAGCCAUCAUCAUUGGUAACCCCACAGUACUUUUGGUGAUUCGACUUGAUCAUCGACUUCACAGCCCUACGUUUUACUUUCUGGGAAACUUGGCUGUAGCUGACUUAUUGGUAGGGGUUGGUUAUGUCCCAUUCUACAUUGUAUCUGUUUUUAACCAAGCUUGGGUCCUUGGUUCAACUUUGUGCAGAGCUCACGCGUUUGUAGUCUCUACAAGUUUCAAUGCCUCCAUUAUGACUCUAUGCGUUGUAAGCGUGGAUAGAUUUCUCGACAUCUCUGAUCCUCUAAGGUAUUAUGGUCGCAUGACGCAGAAAAAGACCAAGAUGUUGAUAGCUUUCAUUUGGCUACACUCUAUCUUUUGGGCUUCCUGUCCCCUGUGGAACUGGGGCGAGACUCUCUUUGAUGUCACGACACACACUUGUCGACCAAACUUCGCGCCAAUUGAAACGCCCGGUAAAGUUUACGGAAUCCUGCUAGCGAUUUUCGGCUUUGCUAUUCCUGUCAUAGUAACCAUCUACAGCUAUUUUAGGAUGUUCCGGGUUGCAGAGGAUCAAUCAAAGAAGAUCGCUAAAGACUUCUCCAUGUCACACGGCGCUAGCAGCGGCACCGAGGACACGGGUAAACGGACAUCUCCACGACCAGCGAGAGAUAAAAAGGCUCAUAAAACUAUUCUUAUAAUCAUCGGCGCGUUUUGCUUUUGCUGGUUACCAUACACGUUUGGUACAUCCUGGAAAAUCCUGACUGGUCAGACGUUGGCACCAUAUUGGUUAGCCAAUCUUGGACUAACACUAGCUUUAACGAACAGCUUUAUAAACCCGAUUGUUUAUACUAUAAGAGACAGAAGAUUUAGACGGGGUCUUCAGAAGGCUCUGUGCUCUCGUCGGAAUCCUUGGGAGAAUGGCAUCCAUUCACGUAAUGAAACCCAUUCAAAUUUGGCCUUGACUCAACGUGUUGAUCAAACGUUGUCGACUACAUCGAAGACCGCUGUACAAAAAGACUCAAGACGAGAGAAGUCGAUGGUUGAGACACGAUAAACUUGAGUCUUUUCGCCGCCUAUGAAAGAAUAUAUCCCCUGACUUAAGAUCUUAAAGAAAGCCGUUAUCAGAGUCAAAGGUAGUAUUGGGUUCUCCCUGUUAUGUAGGGGUUGGGGUCCCUGUGUGGUUGGUUGCCAAUCCGGCUCUAGUCACCGUGCGCCAUCUUGAAUUUUUACACCUCGACUGAAAAAGUAGUUGAGUUUUGCAACUUCUUGUACUUGGUAAAUAAGUUCCUUGACAGAAGUUAAAAAAUUGUGUAUGCUAAGAAAAAGCUAGAAAUAACUGCCCACGGUUCCUAGCUGAGCUGGCUCAUUAUUUACGCGACUUGAAGUUGUGAAAGGCUUGUAUGGCACUCUUCUUCAGUCGUUUCAUCUAAUAUAAGGCUCGUAAUUUACCUAUUACGCUUGUUCUAAUUAGAAAUAGCUUAAAUACCUUGUGCUCGAUAUUCGUUGAAAAUCAACUGAGAUUUCGCACCUGGUUUUUAAAUAGCCCAUGUAAAAAAUAAUAUAUGAAUCAUUAUUUAUAAUUAAAAUUAUGCAUAAAUCUAUAUUGUACAAAUUAGUUAAAUAGUAAAAAAAUAUUAUGGAGUAAAUAAUAUAUUAAUAGAUACUCGGAUGGUGAUAUCGUCAAGAUAUAUAUUACUAGUUCUCUGAGUGGCUCGAAGCUAGGUGUAUAUAGCUGUUGUAAGUAUUUAACACACUAUGUGUGACAUUCCAUUAAUAUUGUUUUUAAUAUACGUCAGAUAUGUAUUAUUUCUUUUAUUUUGAAGCGCAAUGAAUUUUGAUAUGUGUGCUAUAUAAGUUACAUUAUUAUUAUGUGCAGUACUAAAACGUAUAGAUGCAAAAAAUCUAUGACCUGUAUAGGGCGCACAGCGUAACC